GGGACAGCAGAGGAAGCCCAGGCUGAUCCGAUAGAGGCGGCUGAAGCCUGGAGCAGCGGCCCCGGGGAGUCUGGAAGUCGGCCUCCGUAUUGAGCCGCGCAGCCUGGGAAUCGGUUGCGGCUCGGCUUUCGCUGGGCCUGGCGCUGACUCGGGCUGCAAGUGGCGGCUCCACCGUUGGGGCCUAUACCAAGAUGCCCAAAAUACAGUUUGAUGGAAUUAUGAUAGAUUUUCCUUACACACCUUAUAAAUGCCAAGAGGAUUAUAUGUCUAAGGUGAUAGAAUGUCUACAAAAGAAAGUAAAUGGGGUUCUGGAAAGCCCUACUGGCACAGGAAAAACGCUUUGUCUGUUGUGUGCUUCUUUGGCCUGGAGAGAACAUUUAAGAGACAGUAUUUCAGCAAAUAAAAUAUCCCGUAAAUUGAAUGGGGAAGAGCUUUUUGAUGGCCGGUCUUUGUCUUCAUGGGGCAGUGCAUCUAUAGAUGCUGACUCCGCAAGUUACAGUGAUAUCCCAAAGAUCAUUUAUGCCUCAAGGACACAUUCACAACUCACUCAAGUUAUUAAUGAGCUAAGGAGCACAGCAUACAGACCAAAGGUGUGUGUUCUUGGGUCAAGAGAACAGCUGUGCAUCCAUCCUGAAGUAAUGAAACAGGAAAGCAAUCAUGUAAAGGUCCACAUGUGUCGAGCAAAAAUAUCCACCCGCACUUGCCAUUUCUAUAACAAUGUGGAGGAAAAGAGCACUGAAAAAGAAUUUACACAGUCCAUUCUGGAUGUAGAAGAUCUUGUUAAAAGUGGCACUAAACACAGGGUUUGUCCUUAUUAUUUAUCUCGUGCUCUGAAGCAGAAUGCUGAAAUAAUCUUCAUGCCGUACAACUAUUUACUUGAUCCGAAGAGUCGCAAAACGCACAAUAUAGACCUACGUGGCACUAUUGUUAUUUUUGAUGAAGCGCACAAUGUGGAAAAGAUGUGUGAAGAGUCUGCUUCAUUUGACCUUACUCCUUACGACCUUGCCUCUGGGAUUGAUGCUGUUAAUCAGGUCUUAGAGAAUGAAGCAAAGACGGUUAAGCACAACGAAAACAAUACAGAUAUCAAUUUUGAAUCAUUCAAUUCAGGACUGAAAAUGGACUUGAGUGAUCUAGCUAAAAUAAAAAAAAUUCUACUUGAUUUAGAAAUGGCAAUAGAUUCUGUGGAAUUAUUACCAAAUGGAAGUGGUGUCACCAAACCAGGAAGUUUCAUCUUUGAAUUGUUUGCACAAGCUCAAAUUACUUUCCAAAACAAGUCUGCAAUUUUAGAAGCACUGGAACAGAUCAUGAGCGCUCUGUCAGAGCGCAGUGGAAUAUUCACCAAUACAAGUGGACUACAGAAGGUAGCUGACAUUCUUGAGAUUGUUUUCUGCAGCAGUCCUCAAGAGGGUACUACACUGCACACGAUGGGACUGAAUGUAGCCAAGCAUUACAAGGUUCAUGUACACCCAGAUAAUAGUGGGAAGAAAAAGCAGCACAGAACUGAUUUAUGGACUUCCUCAGUUACAAAAAAACAAGGAAAAGUUUUAAGUUACUGGUGCUUCUGCCCGGGCUACAGUAUGGCUGAGCUGGUACGCCAAGGGGUUCAGUCUAUCAUCCUCACAAGUGGUACCCUUGCUCCAUUGUCCUCUUUCACUUCAGAAAUGCAAAUCCCUUUCCCUGUCAGUCUGGAAAAUCCUCAUGUGAUUGACAAACACCAAAUAUGGAUUGGGAUUGUUCCAAAAGGCCCUGAUGGCGCACAGUUGAGCUCUGCAUAUAAUCAAAGGUUUUCACCUGAGUACAUGUCAUCCCUUGGAAAAACAAUGGUUAAUCUGUCUAGAGUGGUGCCAAAUGGUUUAUUGGUGUUCUUCCCAUCAUAUCCUAUCAUGGAUAAAAGCCUUGAGUUCUGGAAGGAGCAGGGAAUUUCCAACAGAAUAGAAGAGAUCAAACCCAUCUUUGUGGAAGUAAAGGGCAAAGGAACAUUUACAGAGGUUAUGGAUGCGUACUAUGAUAAAGUUAGCGAUCCAAAGUCGAAUGGAGCUUGUUUCUACGCAGUGUGCAGAGGAAAGGCCAGCGAAGGCUUGGAUUUUGCAGACAUGAAUGGGCGAGGUGUGAUUGUCACUGGUUUGCCAUUUCCACCUUGGAUGGACCCAAAAGUAAUGCUAAAGAUGCAAUUCCUUGAUGAAAUGAGGAUGAAAUGUGUCGGAAAUGUUCGGAAUUUAUCUGGGCAAGAAUGGUACAGACAGCAAGCAUCACGUGCCGUCAAUCAGGCCAUUGGCAGGGUUAUUCGUCACCGAAAUGACUAUGGAGCCAUCUUUCUGUGUGAUCAUAGAUUUAUCGGUGCUGAGGUGAGGUCACAGUUGCCAUCAUGGGUGCGGCCAUAUGUCAAAGUGUAUGAUAACUUUGGACACAUAAUUCGAGACGUAUCUCAGUUUUUUCGUGUUGCUCAAAAAAUUAUGCCUCUGCCAAAACUGAAGAUGAGGUCAUGUAGUGGCCGGUGUUCGGCGGUAAAUUCUUCUGCCUCUUCCUUGUCUGCUUCGUCCUUGUCUGCUGUCUCUGGCCUAAGUUUGAAGAAAGCAAAAACUUUAGAUUCUCAUGUCCCAAGCCUCAAAAGAAAACGUGCCGAGGAUGUUGAGCCUUCCAGGGGAGAUGCCAUGGCCAAGCUCUGCAUUGAAUAUGAGAAAGCAACUGAGAACACGCGAAAGAAACCUUUGAGUCUCCUUGAUGCAUUAGAGCACAAUGAACUAAAGACUGAUGAAGGUGGAAAAAAUGCAGUUAAAAUGCCAACAAUGUCUCUUAAGCAUCUGACUGGUGAACAGCGAGGAGGCAGAAAAAAAAUCAUGCUCGUUAGUAAUCAUGGAUUUGAUGUGUUGCCGCUAUCUGAAAAGACAAAAGCAGAAAAAGCUAAAUUUUUCAUUGUAGCUGUAAAGGAGGUUCUUAGCAAGGCCAGCUAUGAGCGUUUUACAGAUGCAAUGCAAAAGUACAAGAUGACGGAUGAUUUUGAUACCAUGCUUGGUGAAAUGGCAGCCCUUUUUACAGAAGAUUCAAGAAAAAACAAUCUUCUGCGAGACUUUUAUCAGUUUGUUCGGCCACAUCACAAAAAGAGGUUUGAUGAAGCCUGCUAUAACCUGACUGGUGAGGGAUGUGGAUUUAAGCCUGAGCACGCACUUCCAAGAGAGGAGAGGAGAAGAGUAGAGCAGGAAGAAAAUUCAGGUAGUGAGACUAAAUGGAAGUUUGAGCCUGCAAUCUCUACAGAGAACAAAUUUACAUCUUCAAGUUCAUCUCAACAGCUAAAUGCUUGCACACAUCUCAACAAAGGAGGAAAACACUUAAACUGUGGGGCACUUAGCAAAGGUGAAAUUUGUAAUUCUGAACCAACAGUUUCCACAAGUACACCUUCAAACAUAUUAGCUGCUACGACAGACCAGAAGAAACAGCAUUUACUUGCUGCUUAUAUUACUGAUGCUAAGAAGGCUUUAGGAUCUAGUAAUUUCAACAGAUUCUCCACAGUACUUCAGACAUAUAAAAAGACUGAUAACUAUGACAACAUGGUGUCUGAAAUAGCUGCUCUCUUUACAGAAAAGUCUGAGGAUUUUCAUUUACUACGAAAAUUUUACAUAUUUGUUAGAACACACCACAAACAACAGUUUAACCAGAUGUGUAAAGAGCUGACGGGCACAGACUGUAAACAGUUCAUUGAGAAGGAGCAUCAGCCUGAGAGACAAGGGGGAAUUCUGAACAAAACUGAAGAGAAACCCCCUAAACAUAUAGUCCUGACUGGAAACCAGAAUGACAGCAAUAAUGAGAAUGCUGAAGGAUCUGUUGCAACACAAAGCAAGAUUUCAGCAUUCUUUCCAAGCAGUGGAAAACCAACGUCCUCAAAUGUCGUGGGGAUCCCAGACAAUUUGCAUUGUAUUAAUGAUAAUAUGGUAAAAAGCUGUCCCUCUGAAUUUCAAGAAAUGGGAACAAAAAGCAUAAGACCUCCAUCAACAAAUGAACCAUUGCCGCAUUUCUGCUCAGAUGUGAAUUUGACGUUUGGUUUCCAUUGCAUACUUUGCAAAAUUGAUGCAACAGUGCCAUUUAAUUGUCAUUCCUGUGAAUUCACCUGCUGCAUGUCUUGCUGGAAGCAGUUGUUGAAGAAAAAUAAAAGAUGCCCACAAUGCAAAAAGACCACCAAUAGAAGAUACUUGAGGCAACUUUUCUUUUGGACAGACGAUCCACAGUCUCAGAAUGAAGUGAUGAACAGUAUUGACACAAAGGACAUUCUCAAUUGACCUUGCAUUCUGCAUAACUAACAUCAAGGAAAUAACCAAUUUUGCUGCAAAAAUGCAAUUUUAUUUGCGCAUAAACUAUCUUAUUUAAAAUUGUGUUUUUAUGGCUAUCAAAAUAUUUGACAAAACUUUUUUGAAUUAAUCAUUGUACUUGGGAAGAUUCUGAACGUUGUAAAUGUCAACUUCAUUGUGUGCAUGUGAAUAAAAAUAUAUUUUGACAAA
Carcharodon carcharias (great white shark) is the source of this 4490-nucleotide messenger RNA. RefSeq names its product regulator of telomere elongation helicase 1 (gene rtel1). The record is from RefSeq and is a predicted model, not a curated record. The transcript has 36 exons. Lineage: Eukaryota; Metazoa; Chordata; Chondrichthyes; Lamniformes; Lamnidae. Gene Ontology annotation, biological process: negative regulation of t-circle formation; regulation of double-strand break repair via homologous recombination; DNA replication. Gene Ontology annotation, molecular function: hydrolase activity, acting on acid anhydrides, in phosphorus-containing anhydrides; ATP binding; DNA binding. Gene Ontology annotation, cellular component: nucleus. The coding region runs from base 192 to 4271 and encodes 1359 amino acids.